Messenger RNA from Neolamprologus brichardi, 1230 nucleotides. The record is from RefSeq and is a predicted model, not a curated record. Lineage: Eukaryota; Metazoa; Chordata; Actinopteri; Cichliformes; Cichlidae.
AUGCGUCGACCAAUUUUCGACCCAAAAGAAAAUACUCGUUAUGGAAUAUGGAAUGUACGGACUCUGUACCAAACAGGUAAAUUGGCCCAGCUUCUAUAUGAAUUUGACUCGUACCGUAUGGACAUCUUGGGCAUCUCAGAAAUGCGAUGGGCAGGAAGCGGGAAGAUGAUUAGUGAUGGAAAGAUGGUGCUCUACUCUGGCCAUGCCCAAGACCAUGCACGCGGCGUGGGCUUUAUCCUCUCGCGAUGUGCAACAACAUCAUUGCUGGCCUGGAAGCCCAUUUCAGACCACCUAAUCUUGGCUCGCUUCCAAGCUAGGCAUGUGAAAGUCACAAUUCUUCAAGUAUACGCUCCAACAGAAGAGGCUGACGAUACUGACAAAGAUGGUUUCUAUGCGAUGCUCCAGGAUGCCAUUGACAACUCCCCGCGUCAUGAUUUGCUGAUCGUGGGCGGAGAUUUCAACGCGCAAAUAAGCAGUAACCGGGACGGCCUGGAAUCGACUAUCGGCCCGUUUGGAAUCGCAGCAAUGACAAAUGAAAAUGGUGGGUGGCUGAUCUCGUUCUGUGCGGCAAACCGGCUGACCAUCAAGAACACCUUCUUCGGCCACAAGCGGAUACACAAGGCGACGUAAGGCGGAUAUACAAACGAGAUCGACUACAUCUGCAUAUCAUCCCGCUGGGCAUCCACCAUUAGCGAUGUUAGAGUGUGGCGUGGAGCCGACAUUGACUCUGAUCACUACCUGCUAAUUGCCAAAUGUAAACUUCACCUGAAGCGCCUCCAACCACGACUGCAGCGGACAAGUCCUUUUAACGUUCAACGCUUAAAAGAUGCAAAUACGGCAGCGGAAUUUCAACUCGAAUUGAGAAACCGCUUCCAGGUCCUUGCUGCGGAAGGAAAUAACAACGAAAAUCCAGAUGCACUCUGGGAUGAGCUAAAAGAGGCUGUGGUCGGUGCAGCAGAAUCAAAGAUUGGUCGCCGACGGGGCGGCUUUAAGGAGCACUGGAUCUCCGACCGUUCAUUGGAACUUAUAGAUCAACGUCGCUUGGCAAAGUCAGUUCGGGACCAGGUGGCCUCUGACCCACAUGCUUCUGCAGACCAGCGUGAGAGGGCCAUGGCCACCUACCAAGACCUUGCCCGACAGGUCAAACGCAGCUGCCGGCGUGACAAGCGUGAAUGGAUCGAAGCUAAAGGCAUUAUAGCCCAAGAAGCAGCCGAUUGGAACAAUACCUGA